UGCACUACCAGAAGAUUGUCCAUAGAGACAUCAAGCCCUCUAACUUGCUCCUGGGGGACGACGGCCACGUGAAGAUAGCGGAUUUUGGGGUCAGCAACCAGUUUGAAGGCAAUGAUGCCUUACUGUCCAGCACUGCUGGCACUCCUGCAUUUAUGGCCCCAGAGACCCUUUCAGACGCGCGAAAGAGCUUUAGUGGAAAAGCACUGGACGUGUGGGCGAUGGGAGUUACACUUUACUGUUUCGUUUUUGGAAAGUGCCCCUUUAUUGAUGAGUACAUAUUGGCUUUGCACAAUAAGAUAAGGACCAAGCUUGUGGAUUUCCAAGAAACACCAAAUAUCAGUGAAGAGCUGCGGACUCUGAUCCUGCGGAUGCUGGAUAAGAACCCGGACACCAGGAUUACCAUCCCUGAGAUCAAGCUGGACCAGUGGGUGACCCAGGGGGGCACUGAUCCCUUGCCACUGGAGGAGGAGCACUGCUCCGUGGUGGAGGUGACGGAGGAGGACAUCCAGAACUCAGUCAAGUUUGUUCCCAGCCUCUCUGCUGUGAUUUUGGUGAGAGCCAUGCUGAGGAAGCGCUCCUUCAGUAACCCCUUCGAGUGUCCAAGCAGGAGAGAGGAGCGCUCUAUGUCUGCACCAGGCAGCCUGCUAAUGGACUCGUGGCCCUUCCGGCCCUCUUUAAAAAUGCACCCCUCCCUCAGAAAGGGCAGCACGGGAGAUGGACCCAGAGAAGGAGAGCUGGAGGACCUGCAUGAAGACGAGCCCUCCUCUUGAGUCUCUCAAAAGUCUUAAACUCCAUCCCAACAUACAUCCCUCUGCUUGUUCACCGGCGUACUCUCCACUUUAAUCUGCUGAUUGACUCGAGUUCACAUUCAGACUUAUUUGCUCCAACUUGCUUUUGAUUUAGCUUAUUCCUUUUUCUUCCUGAUCUGCCCUUCUACAAUGUGGAGACUUUAGCUUGUUCUUCAAUGUCGCUUGUCUUAACUGCUCUCCCACUUCCUGUUGUGACUGGCAUCAGUGAACCGAUACGGGGAACUCUGCAUCAUUACCAGCUGAUGUGGGGAAAAAAACUGUCAAAACACGUCUGCAUGGAUGAAGAGUUAAAGAGUCAUCAUCACACACGCCUGACAAGGAGAAUAAUCCUCACAGCAUGUAAAUGGCAUUAGAUUGUCUCUUCAGUGAACUACAGGUUUGUUUUUUUCUGAUAUUGUACAUAGAUGUCUUGAGGUAUCAUCAAUGUAUCGUCUCACAGCCCUUUUCUUGUUUUUAUGCCAUCGGUAGCUUUUAUUUUUGAGCUGGGUGAUGGAAUCCUUCCUGUGCUGCCUUCAAGGGCCCACCUUGUUGGAUUCCUCUGACAGGAAGUCAGCUGUCUACGGGUGAUCGCACAGAAAGGCCAGUGACUUGGCUAUGCUCCAACACAUUUAAAAGUUACUUUGGUCGCUGUGUUAUUUGAAACCUUUUCUGUUAGAAGUAAUUUCACGCUUCCUUUUCAACUCCUUCGUGUCUGAUAAUUGUUCUCCUGCACCGUCUCUUACCUUCCGUAUCCUGUUGUACUGUUUGAUCCAAUGUGAAGUUAUGGCGACAGAGGUCGGAGCACUUGGAAGUGUUGUUUGUUGUUUGAUGGUAAGUCAGAACAGACUGUAAUUUCCCUUUUUAAAAAUCCCAUUCUUGGAUUCAGAGCUUGUUUGAAGGCAUGAAUAAUCGUAUUGUCCAAGUUAAACAUCAAUGUGCGCUCUUACAGAAGAAAUUGUAUUAUCCAGGCUAAGGGACAGCGCACAAAUUAUUACUGAAGGAGAGGUCAGAGAAGUGGCGGGGUUGUUAUGUUUCCUUUUAGCUGAGGGAUGGUUAGUCUGAAUGUUUUGGAGAAAAAGAGAAGGGUCUUUUUAUUUUUCUAAUGUCCCACAUUAAUAAUUCAGUAUUCCCUUGCACAUGGCUCUCAAAGUCACAGCAGAUCAUAAAACUGUGCUGAGCUGUGAAAAAUGUUAUCUCUACAAAAAGUCAUAAUCUCCUUUACUUUCUUAUGCAUAGUAACAAAAAUGUGUUAAAAAAUUGUAGAUGUGUCAUAAAAUGUCAGCCUUUUUGUUGCCACACUUUUUGAAAUUAUUAAUUCCAUUUAUUGUGGAAAGAAUUUUUCCUUAAACACAGAGAUAUGAUUUAAAUAUAUUUUAUAACAUAAUUGAUUACAUUUAAAUUAGGUUACAUCAAAUAGAAUUAUUGAGAAGUCAGAGCUAGGGUCCAAAUUAAAUAGUAAUUAAUGCUGGAAAGGGUUGUGCGAAUAAAAGAUCUCAGCGAUGUUUGCAAGGUCCCUAACUAGAUUUCCUGGCUAACAUGUUGAAGGUCAAACUAGCCAUACGUGUGUCGAGCUGCGUUGGCUAGUUAGUCAGCAUUCUAACCAGAUCAAAACAAUUGGUGGCAUAUGAAAUAUCAUUUAUUUGUGUGAUUGAAGUCCUUUGUUUGCCAUUAAGCUUGAUUGCCAAACUUCAAAACAAGUCAAAUCUGUGGUCUGCAGUGUUUACGCUGUCUCAAAUAAACGAUAGAUCUCUUCCUCCUCCGCAGCUCUCCUUCAGAUAAUGUUUGUACAACUCCAUUCUGCUCUGGCCUGGGUCUGUGAAAGAGAGCGUGCUUGUCUGGCAGAGUGCUUUGAGCACUUGAACCGCAGUGAAAAGAGCAUUUCAAUGUCACGAUUAGACCCAGACUGCCAACAACGACACACUGCAUCCACUUCAGUGCCGUCCCCAGUGUGGCUGAUUAUAAACGGGGGUCGGGGGUGGAGGGGGGAGUGCAGCGUUUUGCAUUUCCUUUAUUAAACUUGCCCUCAGUAUCCGCAGUAAAGGAUGCAUACUGAAGCACAGAGAGCAGAGAGGGGUUGGUAGAAAGUGUUGCACACAUUGAGCCUCUGUGUUUAGAGAUGUAUGUUCACACUGUCAGGAAAGUAAUGCACAAAGACCAUGGGUUCUUGGGAAUGUAAAGCUUUAUAUAUAUUUGUAUGUAAUUGUUCUGUAAAAAAAGUAUACGUGUUGAAUGUUGUAAAUGCUGAUUGACAUGAGGGCUUUUUUAUUUAAUGCAACCUUUUAUUUUUUAUUUUUCCAGAGGACAAGUUAAGGAAGCCCUGAGAUCCUUUUGCAGUUAACCUUCAAUGAAGGACUGUUUGAACCAAAAAUAUUACAUUUGUAUGUCUUAAGUUGACUGUUUAUAACUUACAACAUUCUUUUGAGGUUUUCUUUAAGUCUCUGGGUGUCGCCAGCUUUACAUUUGUGUGUUUGUACUGACAGACUGUUGUCAGUGCCAGAUGUGCAAUAUUGUUGUCGUCCUUGUCAUUGCUACAUUGUUGAAAAAACUAAAGUACUGGUUAUAUUUAAAUAUUUGCACAUUUUCACUUACAGAAAGCAUCUUAAAAAUACUGGUGCCUGCCAGCUAUUCAAAAUUUUACAAUUUAUGAUAGAGGGAAAAAACUGUGGUUCACCUGUAAAAGACCAUAUUAACUGUGUAUGUUCUCAAAGUCUCCCGUGCUUUUGAUAUCAAUCUGCAUGUCACAGCAUUGCUCCUUGUUUUUGGAGAUUUAUUUUAUAAAUGAAACUAAAUAUUAUUCAAUUUAUCUUUUCUGUAAUUUAUUCUCCUGUCUGUUUCAAAAGAACGCUGUAACAGCUGCAGUGACAACAUCUGCAUGUCCACAUAGAGACAGAAAUUGUGAAUGUUGUGUAACCGCAGCUAGGGACUUGUGGAGUUUACUGCUGUAAUGAUGAAGAAUACUACACCACUGUCAUCCCCAUUAUAUGAGCAGCUGGAGAUAGCAGCUUUAUGUCCAAUAUCCCCAGAGACACAGUGAGGGAUGAUCACUAACUGCCCUUAAAGAUUGAACAUUAAGCCUCCAGCUAUACCAAACUGCUACCCUUAUUCAACAGCUAAUAGCCUGUUUAUAUGAAUUAUGACCUCUGCAAAGGUUAUGUUUAAAGGGAUAAUUAACCCAAAGCUAAAACUCAACAACCUAUUUUCCCUCUUACCUGUUGUGCUGUUUAUAAAUAUGACUUUGAUUGCAGAGUGUUGGAAAGAUGCUGAUCUUCUCUCUUCUUCUCAAAUGUAGCACAAAUGUUUUCUUUUUGAUGCAGAUACAGGUCCAGAUACUUAUUAAAUACACAUUUUUAAAUUGUGUUACUGGAGGUUUGUGCACCCUCUUAAGUUCAGUGUUGGUGAAAAAAAAUCAAUGGGUGCAAUUGCAGCACUGAGAGUGAGUCACAGGAAUAAUUCCUCAUGAUUUCAGGUCAUUGUAUCCAAAGGAGGAGUGUGGGAGAGUGUACAUAAUGUUGAGUUGGGGAGGAUUUAUACAGCUGCUCUGUAUUACAUGUGACUGUCCUGAUGUUUUUCCUGAAGGUGUCUCUGCGUCUCGUGUUGUCUCGUGCAUUUUUUCUGAAUGUACUCUGGCUCGUCACAAAUUCAAAAACAGAAGCAUGGCACAUCCCUAUGGUCUGCAAUGUAAAUAUGUACCAAUAUAUAUGAAGAAGCUAUUUUUUGCAUGCUUUUUGUAAUCCCAGACAUAAUCAGAGACAAUAAAAAAUACAUUCUGAGUUA
This is a messenger RNA of Notothenia coriiceps (black rockcod), 4562 nucleotides long. Its product is annotated as calcium/calmodulin-dependent protein kinase kinase 1-like. Lineage: Eukaryota; Metazoa; Chordata; Actinopteri; Perciformes; Nototheniidae. The transcript has 8 exons. The annotation marks the transcript as partial. The record is from RefSeq and is a predicted model, not a curated record. Gene Ontology annotation, molecular function: protein serine/threonine kinase activity; ATP binding. Gene Ontology annotation, biological process: protein phosphorylation; CAMKK-AMPK signaling cascade.